Messenger RNA from Dimorphilus gyrociliatus, 1081 nucleotides. NCBI's taxonomy places the organism in Eukaryota, Metazoa, Annelida, Polychaeta, Dinophilidae. The record is from the annotation of a GenBank genome assembly.
AAUGGCAUCUAGUAUCGUUUUGAAAGAUAGAGGAAUAUUUCGUAGAACGAGAUCGGGUAAUUAUGAAGAUGAAGGUGAAAAUCAUGAAGUAACUUUUGACAGUACCACGGAAAAUCAAGACAUAGUAGUUGGUGAAAACUCAAGGGAAUAUGCUAUGAACAUUCCAAUUGAUAACACCAACGACCGCCCAAUUUUGACUCUCAUCUGUCUAAUAAGCUUUAUAUACGGUUUAUGCCUUAUCACAUUGGGUAUAGGCUUUCCUGUUGUCGAGAUUUCUACAAGAACUUGGGGCAAAAAUAUUCCCGUUGGGAUCUUUCUCGUCUACCUUUACGUUAUUGCUACAAUAUUCUUAGUCUACUGCCACUUCUUUAUUGUUGAACCAAAAAGAGUUAAAGAACCCAACGCUCGAAUAUUUCUAAAGUAUCUAAUAAAAGGAGACGGACCUAGUGGGGACCCUCGUCCGGCGAGGGUUUCAAUCAACAGUACAACUGUCGUUCAUAUAGAGCAUCGCUGGAAUGAUCUUCACAGUGGAACAAAUUUCUACUUAAGACUUGGAGCCUUAGGUUGCUUUAUAGCGAUUUAUAAUCUAUGGAAGUUUAGCCACAAAAUUUCAGCCCCAACAGUAGAUGAUGUUCUGCUGCUAAUAGGCUUGGCAGGAAAUUUUAUAUUGGAGUUUGUAAUCGCUGGUUCGAAUUCAAUUUAUAUUCGUGAUAAUGGCUAUAGUUUGUUACCGGUUCUAAGCAUUGUAUCUUCUCUACUUUCUAUCAGCCAAUCAAUUUUCCAGAGUCUUAUCAUACCAAUUGGUCUUAGAGUUGUUUGUAAAAAUCCAGAGGAUAGGGAGGAAAAGCCUGGAAGGCAAGCGAUUACAUUUAUUUUACUGGGAAAUGUUGCUCUAUGGGCCUCACGUAGUUUUGAGGCAAAAGAAUUACAAAUGGAAACUGUCUCCAAAGUAAUCGGUCAAACUAUGUGGUUGAUUGUUUUGAAUGUUUCGUCCCCAUUAUUGUUAUUUUUUAGAUUUCAUUCAUCGGUUUGCUUCGCACAUAUUUGGAAACAUGCUUAUCAGCCCGAUAAUGACAACUAG